AUAAAAACCCAAAUCCGUUUUGUGAACAAAGAAGAAUCUGCUUAAAAUCAGAUGCCCAUCAAACAAUGAAAAUAAACUCCAUGAAAAAUCACAGUUUACCAAACCACUGUUCAGGUUUACAGGAGAAGUUGGUUCAGAACAAGGGCAGAUUGUAUGUUUUCUCCACUGAUGUGAUGGACUGGAGCAGCAGCAGACGCCGUUGUCAGGAUCUGGGUGGAGAUCUGGUCGUCAUCGAUAGCACUGAAGAACAGGAAUUUCUCUCCAAAAAAGUCAAUGGUGUGCAUGACUUUCAUUGGAUCGGGCUGAGUGACAGUCAGAUGGAGGGAGUGUGGCUUUGGGUGGACAACACCACACUAAACAAUGACACCUCAUGGGACAGUCCCCCAGAUGACUGGAAAGCUGAAAAUCCUUUAGAUGGUGAAGAUUGUGUUAUAUUAAAAGAUCGUAAAUGGGGGGACGUUUCCUGCUUGAGGAAAGAGAAAAGGAUCUGUGAGAUUCAUUGCUCUUCAUCUUAAUAACGCAGAUCUAAAAGAACAAAGAUUCAUUUUAUUGCUCGCAUUUAGAUACAGUUAUCUUUCAGCUUUCAACCUGUUUUAUUUCUUGUGAAUGAGUCAUGAAGGGUCAUUGCUGGUCAUGUAUGGUGCCAUAUAAUAGUAUGUUAGUAAAUUAUAGUAGAUCGGCUGCUUUAUUUUAAUUGUUUUUAAUUUAAAUUUACGAUGUGUACUACAAGAUACAUUGAUGGCCAUGAGGAAGUAUUUUUCACUCAAUAUUGUUUUUGCAAUUAUAAUUGUGUCUGUUUUGAGUUUCUUGUGAUCAUUUGGUUAGUUUGAAUUCAAACCAACAUGACGGCUUAAAGUGUUUAUGCAAUACAGACUGCAUCAAAGCAGCUUCACAGAGUUCAACAAAAAUAUAUAUAAGAUAAACUAUUGGUGCAA
Danio rerio (zebrafish) is the source of this 935-nucleotide messenger RNA. The record is from RefSeq and is a predicted model, not a curated record. NCBI's taxonomy places the organism in Eukaryota, Metazoa, Chordata, Actinopteri, Cypriniformes, Danionidae.